This is a messenger RNA of Serendipita indica DSM 11827, 1539 nucleotides long. Lineage: Eukaryota; Fungi; Basidiomycota; Agaricomycetes; Sebacinales; Serendipitaceae. The record is from the annotation of a GenBank genome assembly.
AUGCUCUUCUUCGUGAACCCACAAUCCUACGUCGACCCCGAGGACGCGUACGUCGAGUUUAAGCGUAGAGAAUACGUCGCCGCGCUCCAAGAACAGCAGCGUCGCUCGCAAUUCCAGCGUGAGCUCGAGCUUGAGGAGCAGAGACACAGACUCGCGCUCGCGUCCAUUGCUCAGCAAGAGGCUGCUCGUCGUCGUCAGCAGCAGCAGCAACGUCGUCAAUCCGUUCCCAUUUUUGCUUUCCAACAACCUUCUCAACCCCAUCAAUACUCCUGUGGACCCACUCAACAGGAGGGUGGAUGUGCCGGCCGUCGAUUCUGUCGCCAGCCCGCCCCCGAAGAGAUUUUGAAGCGUCGUCAGGCUCGCCAAGAAGAAGAGGAGCGACGUGCUCGUGCAUUCCAUGAGCAAGUUCUCUCGCAGAUCUUUGGUGUCGCCGUCGACGCCUCUGAAGAGACGCGUGCGUCUACUGCAUCUCAGGACAAAGGCAAAGGACGCGCUACUGAUGGUCCAACUCAGCAUGCUCCAGCCACUGACAAAUCCAAGGAUGCAGAAGCCCAACCCCACUGGUCCGCCGCUCCUGAACGCGCCCGCUCACUCGCCGAAAUCACGUCUAUCCAUCGUACAUUUGCCUCUCUGCGCAACACCUUUGUCUUUCCCACUGGUCCGCUCGAGCGAUUGGCAGGCAGUCAAGAUGAUGUCCCUCGUCUCGCCUACAACGCUGUCAACGCCACCAUUCAUGCUUAUGAUCACGCACUCUCCGAGCUGCUGACCAAGCUCGAUGGCGUCGAGAGCCAUGGGUUCAAGGGCGUCCGUGAGGCGCGCAAACAACUCGUCGUCAAAAUUGAAGCCGAGCUAGAGCGUAUAGAAAAAUUGGUGGCGGAGCGUCUCGCUGGUGCUGUUUCACCUGUCGCGACUUCCUCCAACGCGACCCUUCCUGUCGAGGUCCACAUCCCGAUUGAGGAGUCGGCGUCCUCUUCCUCUUCCACCAUCACGGAACGUGCAGUUCAUGAAGAAGGUGUAGAGAAGCGCGCCGUCGAGGAUGUUGAUACGGAAGCCCCUACUGCCGACACGACCGAGGUUGCAGGCUACGACUUUGAACCUGACGAGGUUACCGACUCUGUUCCCGCCCCGACAACCGAAGUCACCGAAUCCCUGAUCGCUGAGCAAGCUGAAGAUAACUCGAUGGAAGUCGAGCCUACCGCCGCCGCCGCUGCUACUGUAUCCGAUAACGAUAUCCCUGCCGAAGAAGCUCACGAGCCUAAAGAUGUCUCCACGCCCGUCGAAACCUCUGCUUCUGUCCCCGCGUCAACGGCAGAAUCGCAUCAACCGCCAACACAAUCGCAACCCUCGCCGGUAGUCGAUGCUGCUCCUGCGUCAACAGAACCCGCCAACGAAAUGGCGCACAAAUUCCCUCCGACUACAGUACUCGACGUUUCGAACACAUCUGACGAAGAGUCUGAAGUCGAGGACGCAAUCCACGUAGAGAUAUCGUCCGAGGAUGAUCUAGCCGAGUCGGAUCACGACACUUUUGAGAUGAUCUAA